AUGAUGAACAUCACCCGCGUUCUACCGAGACGUAUUGUUCCCUUGAGAAGCCCUUGCAUUUUCCUCAAGUCCAUGUCUACCCAUGCCGAUAAGAGUCCGAUGGACCAGCCCACUUAUAUUUCCCCCAUUGAUGCGGAGCCACUUCAUCGCUACCGACAAGGCGGUUACCACCCAGUCACCUUAGGAGAAUACCUUAAAGCUGGAAGGUAUAAGGUGUUGCAUAAAUUAGGAUGGGGUGGCUACUCGACAGUGUGGGCGGCGAGAGACCAAAGGUUAUACAUACCAAUGACAGAGACAUACGUCGCUGUGAAGAUUUGUAUUGCUGAAAAGGGACAUGACAGGGAGACGCGAGAGCUCCAAACUAUGAAGGAACUGGCGUCUUAUCACCCGAGUCUGACGCAUGUGGUGCAGUUGCUUGAUGAUUUCGAUCUAACGGGUCCAAAUGGAUUUCAUAAAUGCCUCGUUUAUGAACUUCUGGGGCCAAAUAUUCCAGACGUAAUUGAUGCACACUUUUCCGGUGGGAGACUCCCCGGGAGGCUUGCCAAAACAAUUGCCAAGCAAAGUCUUGCCGGGCUUCGUGAUUUGCACCAACGAGAUAUUGGACAUGGAGAUUUGCACACUCGCAAUUUGGCCUUCACCAUGCCUUACUUGGAUAAGGUAACCGAGGAGGCUUUUUUUGAGAUAUUAGGAAAACCCAAAAUAGGCCGUGUCCAAAGGCGCGAUGGGAAAGGCCUUGGGCUCGGCGUGCCGGAAUAUAUCGUUAAGCCUAACUCAUCUCGAACACGCCUUUGGAAGUCGGCUCAGUCGAUUAAAAUAAUUGACUUCGGAGAAUCAUUUUCAUGUUCUGCUGUCCCUCAUAGGCUACACACACCUUUGCCUGUUCGAGCACCCGAAGUUAUAUUUCAGGAUAAACUUGAUCAUCAUGUUGACUUGUGGAGUAUGGGCUGCAUGCUCUUUGAACUUUUUACGGGCCAGCCACCUUUUGACACCUUCUUAAUAACACCCCCAAUUCUGGUCGGUCAAAUGCAAGAGAUGGCAACUGAUGACCUACCUAGAAGAUGGCAAAAGAUAUGGGAUACGAUGAAUAAAGGGAACGACGUGACCGCUGAAAGCCCCGGGCCCAACUUGCAAGAAUGGCUGGAAGAAGUGUAUUUUGAUGGACGCCAGAUCACUGAUCUUACAAGAAAGGAUAUAGCGAGGCUUGGAAAAAUCAUUGGAAGGUUGUUUUAUUUUGAACCGUCGGCAAGAGCAUCAGCGAGACAGAUCCUAGAUGACCCUUGGUUCAAUGAGUAG
Penicillium cinerascens is the source of this 1293-nucleotide messenger RNA. RefSeq lists its product as uncharacterized. Gene Ontology annotation, biological process: protein phosphorylation; spliceosomal complex assembly; regulation of mRNA processing. Gene Ontology annotation, molecular function: ATP binding; protein kinase activity. Bases 1 to 1293 code for a protein of 430 amino acids. The transcript has 4 exons. The record is from RefSeq and is a predicted model, not a curated record. Lineage: Eukaryota; Fungi; Ascomycota; Eurotiomycetes; Eurotiales; Aspergillaceae.